CCCAUAGCCCUGAUAUGCCCAUUACAUGCAGGAGGAAAGGCAGUCAGACAGAGGCACACACCACAGGAAUGGGGAAUAAAGAGUUUCACUAACGAAUCUGCGGUCGCCACAUCUUGAUUUACUUAGAAGAAAAACCAUCAUGGCGGCGCCCUGCACGGAAAACAAUCACAAGCAAGGCAAAUUGGAAUUUGUACUAGACGUCCCGUUCCCAUCAAGUCGCGAGGCGUCCAUCGCGCUCCAGUCCCUCUCCCCAGACCGUGAGCCCCGGAAAGGAGGCAUCAGCAAGGAGCUCACGGUGUCCGGCUGCACGCUGUCUGUAAGGUGGAGAGCCGAUGAGGCCCGUAUUCUGCGUGUCUCUGUGGGGUCGUUUAUGGACCACCUCUCCCUUGUGAUGGAGACCAUGGAGGCCUUUGGACCCCCGGUCUCUGUGACCACACAAACGCACACCGUCAGCUCUACGAUGACAUGAUGACCAGAGGGAAAGAGAAACCCAGGAUGAGCUGUAAUGAUCCCCAGUACAGAGGGACCUCCGUGUCCCAAUUUCCAUCAUUCUAUUUAAAUAAGGGAACUGGAACAAAAAACAACAGAAGUACAAGUGCUAUUUAUUUAGACACAUGGGAAUUGCCUCAUUUCAGUGACAUAUGGAUAGACAAAUCUAAACAAAGAAAUAGUCUAUGUAUUCAUUUGGUUGUAUUGUGGAAUAAA
Oncorhynchus masou masou (cherry salmon) is the source of this 705-nucleotide messenger RNA. Its product is annotated as EKC/KEOPS complex subunit Lage3. The coding region runs from base 140 to 469 and encodes 109 amino acids. Lineage: Eukaryota; Metazoa; Chordata; Actinopteri; Salmoniformes; Salmonidae. Gene Ontology annotation, cellular component: EKC/KEOPS complex. The record is from RefSeq and is a predicted model, not a curated record. The transcript is spliced from 4 exons.